Messenger RNA from Drosophila arizonae, 3112 nucleotides. It is a transcript of the gene AlaRS, whose product is annotated as alanine--tRNA ligase, cytoplasmic. Gene Ontology annotation, molecular function: aminoacyl-tRNA deacylase activity; alanine-tRNA ligase activity; nucleic acid binding. Gene Ontology annotation, biological process: alanyl-tRNA aminoacylation. NCBI's taxonomy places the organism in Eukaryota, Metazoa, Arthropoda, Insecta, Diptera, Drosophilidae. The record is from RefSeq and is a predicted model, not a curated record. Gene Ontology annotation, cellular component: cytoplasm; mitochondrion.
AGCUGAACUUGCCGCAUUGGAAUCGGUUCAACUUACACGUUGCUGCAGUCGGUUGACGAAAUUGUUUUGUAUUUGCAUUUAAUUCUUCCAAACUCAAUAUCAACAAAAAAUAUACAAGAUGAAGUUCCUCACCGCGAAGGAGGUGCGCGAUGCCUACCUGAACUUCUUCAAGGAGCAGAAACAUAUCUACGUUCACUCGUCGAGCACCAUUCCGUUGGACGAUCCCACUCUGCUCUUUGCCAACGCCGGCAUGAAUCAGUUUAAGCCCAUUUUCCUGGGCAUCGCUGAUCCCAAUAGCGAGAUGUCCAAAUGGGUGCGUGUUGUCAACACACAAAAAUGCAUUCGCGCUGGCGGCAAGCACAACGAUCUGGAUGAUGUGGGCAAGGAUGUUUAUCACCACACGUUCUUCGAGAUGUUGGGCAAUUGGUCGUUCGGUGACUAUUUCAAGAAGGAAAUCUGCAGCUGGGCAUGGGAAUUCCUGACAGACCGUCUGAAUUUACCAAAGGAUCGCCUGUAUGUCACCUACUUUGGCGGCGAUGCAGCAAGCGGUCUGGAACCGGAUCUGGAGUGCAAGCAAAUGUGGUUGGAUCUUGGAUUGAAACCCGAGCAUAUUUUGCCCGGCAGCAUGAAGGAUAACUUCUGGGAAAUGGGCGAAACUGGGCCGUGUGGUCCGUGCUCAGAGCUGCAUUUCGAUCGCAUUGGCGGACGCAGCGUACCCGAGCUGGUGAAUAUGGAUGAUCCCGAUGUUUUGGAGAUAUGGAAUCUGGUGUUCAUACAAUACAAUCGCGAAUCCGACGGUUCCCUAAAGCAGCUCCCCAAGAAGCACAUCGAUUGCGGCAUGGGCUUCGAGCGUUUGGUCUCUGUCAUCCAGAAUAAACGCUCAAACUAUGAUACGGAUUUGUUUGUGCCACUCUUUGAUGCCAUACAGGCGGGCACUGGUGCUCCGGCCUAUCAAGGACGUGUAGGAGCCGACGAUGCCGAUGGCAUUGAUAUGGCUUAUCGUGUGCUAGCCGAUCACGCACGCACGAUAACCAUAGCUUUGGCUGAUGGCGGCAAUCCCGAUAAUACGGGGCGAGGCUAUGUACUUAGGCGUAUUCUGCGUCGCGCUGUGCGCUAUGCUACUGAGAAGCUGAACGCUAAGCCUGGAUUCUUUGCCACUUUGGUGACUACCGUUGUCGAACUGCUGGGCGAUGCCUUUCCCGAGGUCAAAAAGGAUCCACAGCACAUUAUGGACAUCAUUAACGAGGAGGAGCAGCAGUUCUUGAAGACAUUGUCACGUGGUCGCAAUUUGCUAAAUCGCACCAUUGAAAAGCUGGGCGCCGAUCAGAAGACCAUACCCGGCGAUGUGGCCUGGCGUUUAUAUGACACUUAUGGUUUUCCUGUGGAUCUUACCCAGCUAAUGGCCGAGGAGAAGUCUCUGCAGAUCGAUAUGGCUGGCUACGAUGCGGCCAAGCAUAAUUCCUAUAUACUUUCGCAAGGCAAAGGUGCCAGCAAGAUCGAUGAGAUCAAUCUGGAUGUGCACGCCAUAUCGGAGCUGCAGGACAAGGGCGUUCCACCCACCAACGAUUCCUUUAAAUACAUAUACGAAGCGGAGUCCAAUGAACGCGACUCCGCCUACAAAUUUAGCGAUUGCACCAGCAAAAUCGUCGCAUUGCGAUAUGAGAACAAAUUCGUGCAGGAGAUUACCAGCGGACAGAAGGCGGGCAUUGUGCUGGACAAGACGAAUUUCUAUGCGGAGAGCGGUGGCCAGAUCUUCGAUCAGGGUGCACUGGUCAAGCUGAACGAUGAGGCCAAUGAAUUUCUUGUGGAUCGCGUUUACAAUCGCGGCGGCUACAUACUCCACAUUGGCGUCGUCGAGGGCACCCUGGCCGUGGGCGAUGAAGUGCAGCUGCAUAUCGAUGUUGAGCGCCGUUGGCUAACCAUGAAGAAUCACUCAGCUACACAUGCUCUCAAUCACUGUCUGCUGCAGGUGCUGGGCAAGGAUACGGAGCAGAAGGGUUCGCUUGUGGUGCCCGAGAAACUGCGAUUUGAUUUCAACAGCAAAGCAGCCAUGACCAUUGAGCAAGUGGCCAAGACGGAGCAGCUGACCCGCGAUAUGGUUUACAAGGAGAUGCCCAUCUAUGCCAAGGAAUCCCAGCUGGCCUUGGCCAAGCGUAUACGCGGCUUACGCUCUGUCUUCGAUGAAGUCUAUCCGGAUCCGGUGCGUGUGAUAUCCUUUGGCGUACCCGUCGAUCAGCUCGAAUCCCAGCCAGACUCCGAGGCAGGUGAACAAACCUCUGUGGAAUUCUGCGGCGGCACACAUCUGCGUAACUCUGGCCACAUCAUGGACUUUGUCAUCAGCAGCGAGGAGGCCAUAGCCAAGGGCAUUCGACGCAUCGUUGCGCUGACUGGACCCGAGGCAUUGAAAGCUCUCAAGAAAUCCGAAGGAUUUGAGAAGGAGAUCAGCACGUUAAAGGCCACCAUUGAGGCGGAUAAAACUGGCAAAGACUCCAAGCUGUACGUGAAGCAAAUUGUGGAGCUAACCGAACAAAUCUCGCAUGCAACCAUACCCUAUGUAAAGAAGGAUGAGAUGCGCAAUCUGCUUAAAUCUCUGAAGAAGACGCUCGAUGAUAAGGAGCGUGCCCUGCGCGCCGCCGUCUCCGUCACGGUUGUGGAACAGGCCAAGGCUUUGUGUGAAGCGAAUCCCAAAGCAAAUGUCUUGGUCCAGCAAUUGGAAGCAUAUAACAAUACCAAGGCGCUGGACGCUGCCCUCAAGCAGGUGCGUUCCCAAUUGCCCGAUGCUGCCGCCAUGUUCGUAUCGGUUGAUGCCGACUCCAAGAAGAUCUUUUGCCUCUGCUCGGUGCCCAAGAGCGCCGUCGAGAAGGGCUUGAAGGCCAAUGAGUGGGUGCAGCAUGUGUCGCCUGUGCUCGGGGGCAAAGGCGGCGGCAAACCCGAAUCCGCUCAAGCUUCGGGCAGCAAUUUCGAACGCGUCGACGAGAUCGUUCAAUUGGCCAGCAAAUUUGCCCAGGCCAAGCUUAACUAAAUUGCUUCUCAUACAAUUUGCAUACUCAAAAGGCUUUUUCACCACAAAGAACUAAAAUAUACAAAUAUUUUAGACUGUUCCAAACAGUCG